Messenger RNA from Postia placenta MAD-698-R-SB12, 1425 nucleotides. RefSeq lists its product as hypothetical. The transcript is spliced from 4 exons. The record is from RefSeq and is a predicted model, not a curated record. The coding region runs from base 1 to 1425 and encodes 474 amino acids. NCBI's taxonomy places the organism in Eukaryota, Fungi, Basidiomycota, Agaricomycetes, Polyporales, Adustoporiaceae.
AUGUCUUUGAGCGAAUCAAUAACCACGGAAGGACCGGCUAUGCGCCGCCUUGUGAAGGUUGCGCAGAGCAUUUCUGCCAUACGAGGGAAUGAUGCACGCAGCCUUAACCCAAACGUGAUGUUUGAAUGUAACCCUCAUACGUCGCUUGAGAACGUCUCCUGCGGCUCUUUCGUCAUGCAGGAUACGCCCAAGCCCGAGCACUCCUGCAGCGAUCUCUCGUUGCCAUUCGCGUGCACGCACGAUUGUUCAGACACAGCAUACAAACAGGUGGUGCCGGCGUUGCUUCAGAGGAUGCACGACCGCAUGUGCAAGGACCCACGCAGGCGGUUCAUUAUCGGUAUGACAGUCGAAGACGCAAAACUCAGGAUAUGGUUUUGUAAUCGCUCAGAGCUACUUGUCAGUGAAGCGGUGUCCAUUAUGGAGGACGACGAAGUCGUUGUCCGUUUCCUGCUCACGGUGAUGUACGCCAAUGAGGAAGAGCUCGGUCUAGACCCUACGAUGCGCGUCGUGCUCGACCCCAGCGGCAACAUAUGGCGCGAUGACGACCGUGCCCCGCGAUAUGACAUCACAAUGCGGAUGGGCGAGGACCCGGUGGUGUAUCGUACGACGGGACCGCACUACAAUUCCGGUAUGGGCGGGCUCAUCGGGCGCGGGGUGCGGAUCUGGCAAGUGAGAAAGCUCGAGGGCGGGAAGGAAUGUGGUGCAGCGCUCGUGCUGAGGGACGAAUGGGCGGCAGCCAACUGCCCCCGAGAGGGUGCGGUCCUGGCGCGCCUGAUGGGUCGGCGCGCGGGGGGCGGUUCAGUCCGGUACGCAUGUCCGGAUGCUGUGAGGCUGGUGUGUCAUGGCGACGUGCUUGUGGAUCGAAGUGUGGAUGCCACCCUGGAUCUCGACGCUCUGGAUAGCGCGUCUGCGAUCAAGCCUGCGUUCCGUUACCGCGCUGUGGGCAAUGCAAGCGGGACCAGCGGGGGGCGAGGUUCGACUGCGGAGGUAUUGCUUGAGGAGCCUCGCGCGAGUAAGAGAAGCUGGCUUGAGCAGCACCAUCGCCGGGUGCACUACCGUAUCGUGUGCGACGUGUCGUACAAGGUCCUCGCGAAGGAGACUUCGCUGCACAAUGUGGUCUCCGCGCUCAUAGACGCACUAGUAGGUCUGGGCUACCUGCACGAGAGUGGUGCGGUGCAUAAGGACGUUAAUCCGAGUAACGUCAUUAUUCACUGCGAGACCGAAGGCAAUGUGCGCGCAAGCCUAGUCGACCUGGACGACGCGCGUCAAAGCGUGCCAUGCGGGCCUGUGUUCGUGGUCUGUGUGCCUCGCGAGGACGGGCGCGGAGUGGACGAGAUGCGGUUUCCGCUAGGCGAUGCACCGAGAGUUGCGGAGCUGGUAUAUGCAAAGAAAGCGAGGGUAUCUGUGGAGCUGCCUGGAAGAUAA